Messenger RNA from Anopheles darlingi, 2724 nucleotides. It is a transcript of the gene Vamp7, whose product is annotated as vesicle-associated membrane protein 7. Gene Ontology annotation, molecular function: SNARE binding; SNAP receptor activity. Gene Ontology annotation, biological process: exocytosis; vesicle fusion. The coding region runs from base 789 to 1469 and encodes 226 amino acids. The transcript has 4 exons. Lineage: Eukaryota; Metazoa; Arthropoda; Insecta; Diptera; Culicidae. Gene Ontology annotation, cellular component: SNARE complex; membrane. The record is from RefSeq and is a predicted model, not a curated record.
GAAGGAAAAGGUGUUUGUGAGUGAGAGAGCGAGAGCGGAAUAGUAACAAUAGAAUCAAAACAAGAGUCGUCGUCGUCGUCGUCGUCGGUGGUCCAAGAAUAACAGCGAGCAGCGAGCAGCGAACAAGGGGGCACUUUACGCGUAGUGGUGUAGGAUACGCGCGGGAGUCGGCGAAGACGAGACCAGCCUGCGGUUAGUGGAAAACUUUGCUGGGGCUUCUUGAAAGACGAUAGUUCGUUUGCGACACCGAGACACAGUGAUGGAUCGGUACUAGACUGGCAGCAGCAGUUGGAGCAGAAACAGCGCGUUGAACCACCAAGCCCCUCCAGAGUUACGCUACAUCACUCAGAGGAAGGCAGUGCGGAAGUGUGGGCUAGCCGUGCCAUAAGGACCGUGAUUGACCUCCGCCUGACAAAGGCUAGCAAGAGGAAAGUGCGUCGCCCCAUUCUAGUGAUAUCGGCGGAGGCAGCGACGACGACAAAGUGCAGUGACGCAUCAUCCCUACGUCUAGCCGCUCUGAGUGUGUGAGCAAAGUGCAGCGACACCAACACCAAAAACAAGCCCGGACGAGGUCAAACGAUACACAGCUUGUUCUUCACUACAGUGCAUACAUUCCAGCAAGCAAGCCGACAGCAUUAUUUCCGUAUCCAGCGGGUAAAAUCCUAAUCUCCGGACGCCUGUCGCCCGUUAUCAGCACACACCUCACCCCGCUUGCCCUGCCAUCCUUUCCCAACUCACAAGACGACGACAACGAUAUUCCCCCACGGACAACCCGGAACCAAGCAACCAUGCCGAUCAUUUACAGUGCGAUUUCGCGGGGCCAGACAGUGCUAGCCAAGUAUGCGGAUUGCGUCGGUAACUUCACCGAAGUGGCGGAACAGAUCAUCGAUCGCAUGGACGAGAAUUCGCCCAAGCUCACGUACAAGCACGGCAACUAUCUGAUUCACCUGAUCCGUGACAAUCAGAUCAUCUACAUGUGCAUCACGGACGACAAAUUCGAGCUCAACCGAGCGUUUGCGUUCCUGAUGGAGGUGAAGAGCCGUUUCACGCAGAUGUACGGGCUAACGGUGGCCACCGCGAUCGCGUACGCAAUGAACACCGAAUUCUCGAGCGUGCUGUCUUCGCUAAUGUCGAGCUACAGUGACGAUACGCACACCGACACGAUCGGGCAGGUUAAGGAGCAGAUCGACGAGUUGCGCACCAUCAUGGUGAAGAACAUCGAGGGUGUGAUUGGGCGCGGUGAGCGGAUCGAUCGGCUAGAGACCGCCGCCGAUGGACUGCUCGGCAGCUCCACGUCGUUCCGGCAGUCGUCACGCCGGCUGUCCCGUGCCAUGUUUUGGCGUAGCGUCCGGAUGUACGUGCUGCUCGCCGCCAUUGUGCUGUUCAUGAUCUACGUCAUCGUCAGCAUGGCAUGCGGGGGGUUACUGUGGCAGAGUUGUCUCGCGUCUCCGUCCACCGGAGGCUCAUAAGAGUCGCGCUUUCGUCAAGCGAAGGUGGUUUGUUAUGUUUUUUUUUUCAUUUUUAAAUUGAAGAUGUGCUACAGGAUGUUCCAGUGUGAUUGGAAUGGACAGAGAGAGAGGAUAGAAAAGAUACUGUGGGCAUCUGAAUGAGCAAGGGAAACGCUGAUAAACAGUUCAUGCAGUUUUUAUAGAAUAUCCUUUUCCCUGUCCCAAACACGCACUUACAAAACGCCUGUCUCCUUUGCGGAGCUGAAGUGAAAACCAGCCAGCCCGUUAGCUAGGCGUUCACGUAACGUAUCCAGUAGAAUAUCGUGUCACAGGCCAUCGUAGCCCAUAUUACUUACUGUUUCCGUUUCGAUAACAGUAACCCAAAUAGCUGGAGAGACUUUGAAUUAUCCGUUUGUAAUCCGUUUAUCCGAUUUAAUUAUCCAGAUUAUGUGAUAUGGAUUUUUCUUAUCCUAACGCUCCUACUUCAAGUAAUUCCUUUAUUUUUUAUAAAUUAUAUUUUCUUUGAUAUGCUGGAUUACCGCAUUAUUGUACACCAAAUGUGUUGGGAUUAUAUUGUGCGGGGAUACUGUGAUCGGCACAGAAGGGCGGCAGUUCUGCUCGGCCCGUGCAUAUUCCUUGAUGGUGCCUUAGCGUGGUGCGAUCGCUGGAAAGUGCAAUGCACAGGGCGGAUGAAUUCAAACUAAGUUCUACGAACGCUAUUACGUUGGUUCUGUACAACUAAACCCCACACAAACGAUACACUAAAUUCAUACAGACACACCAACACGUACACUGAGAGAGUAGUGUAAUACACUGAACUGUAAAUGAAAGUAAAUUUUGUGAUCGCGACCUUACGAUGUGGACGACGGGCUAAUUAGAAAGGUUUUUUGCUUUUCUGGUUGUAACAGAACCAGCUACACCCCUCCCAACGUAUUCUCGCGCGUCUGUAUCUGCUCGCUCCAACAAGCAUCUACGCUAUUCAAACAAUUCCCUAUAUCCGUUUUUGACAGAAAAAGUAAUCUCGAAUAGACAAAUACGAAGGCGAGGCGUAUGAAAUGAGACUUAUAAAAUAUGUGAAAAUCUAGCGGGACGGAACUCUGCGGCUGCCACACAGGAGCAAAGAAGGCAAAUGGAUGGAAUGGCAACACCGGUGGUAUUUAGAGCGUUCACCCAAUAAUAUACUGUUACUGCUAAUUUGAAUGCUGUUUUCCGAUGUAUCCCUUAGAGGUGCUGACCUCAUAGAUAAUCAUGCAGAUAUAUUAUUAAGACCCUUUUA